This is a messenger RNA of Lethenteron reissneri (Far Eastern brook lamprey), 2095 nucleotides long. RefSeq names its product zinc finger protein OZF-like. Gene Ontology annotation, cellular component: nucleus. Gene Ontology annotation, molecular function: DNA-binding transcription activator activity, RNA polymerase II-specific; RNA polymerase II cis-regulatory region sequence-specific DNA binding. Gene Ontology annotation, biological process: regulation of transcription by RNA polymerase II. Lineage: Eukaryota; Metazoa; Chordata; Hyperoartia; Petromyzontiformes; Petromyzontidae. The record is from RefSeq and is a predicted model, not a curated record.
UUGGAGGUGGAGGUGAAGGAGGAGGAGAUGGGUGCUGAGACGUGGCCACCCGUCAAGGUUGAGAGAGCCGACUCUGAUGGCGGUGGUGGUGACGGUGGUGGUGGUGACAGUGGUGGUGGUGGUGACGGUGGUGGUCAUGGAUGCGACGAGCGAGUUCAAGAAGCCCUGCGGACUGCGGGAGAUGAGCUUAACAAGGCAGGGGAUGAGCUAUUUGAUGAGGAGGCCGAUCUUCAUUCCGACGGAGAGGAUAUUCGCAUCAAGGAGGAGAAGGAGGAGGGGGAGGAGGAGGACCUACAGGAUGCCGCUUCCAGCGACAGGCCGGGAGAGACAGCAAUCUCGUGCAGAGGCCCUCCGACUUCACGGCAAGUGGCGGAGAUUGAGGUGGUCCUGGAGGGUGAAAGGGGUCACGGCAAGCUGAGGAAUCGCCAGAAAACCCACGGCAAGGAGGGGAAUAAGAAGAAGUCACACAGGUGCUCCCUGUGCGGAGAGACUUUCGUCGAAUUGUCGGACCUCAGGGGGCACGCGAAAGUCCACGCGGACGACAAGCCGCUGCGCUGCGCCGUUUGCGGAAAGGGGUUCGUGGUGGCGAAGUCUCUCCGGUACCACAUGAUGGGCCACACCGGGGAGAAGCCGCACCGGUGCCCCGUGUGCGGCAAGGCCUUCGCGCAGCGCUCUGCCUUCAACGCCCACGCGAGGGCUCACGCGGGCGAGAAGACUCACCGGUGCGACGUGUGCGGUAGGGGCUUCCUGCACCCAUCGUCCCUCAAGGCCCACGCGAAGGCGACGCACGCCGGGCAGGGGCCCGUCGUGUGCCCUGCGUGCGGCAAGACCUUCCGGAAGGCGUCCACCCUCGCCAGCCACGCGGUGGUGCACGGCGGCGAGAAGCCGUUCAGGUGCCCGCAGUGCGCGAGGGGCUUCGUCCUCUCCUUCUCCCUCAAGAGGCACAUGGCGAGCCACGACGACGGCGGCGGCGGCGGGGCUCGCGCCUGCCCACCGUGCGGCCGGACCUUCGCCGACCCGUCGUCGCUGAGGGCCCAUGUCAGGGUCCACGCUGGCGAGAAGACGCACCGGUGCUCGCUGUGCGGCGAGGCCUUCGCGCAGCUCUCGGACCUCAGGGUCCACGCCAAGGUCCAUGCGGACGAGAAGCCCCUCCGUUGCCCCGUGUGCGGGAGGGGAUUCGUCGUCGCCAAGUCCCUCCGGUACCACAUGAUGAGCCACACGGGGUGCAAGCCAUUCACGUGUGCCGCGUGCGGCAAGGACUUUGCGCAGUUGUCGGCUUUCAACGCUCACACGAGGACCCACGCGGGAGAUUCGCACAGGUGCGACACGUGCGGGAAGGACUUCGCCCAUCUGUCGGCGCUCAAGAUUCACAAGAUGACGCACGCAGGCAGGAGUCCGUAUAAGUGCCCGACGUGCGCCAAGGAUUUCGUCAACCCGUCGGCUCGCGACAAGCACGCGAGGACGCACAGCGCGGAGAAGCCGCACAAGUGCUUCGUGUGCGGGAGGAGCUUUGCGGAGCUUUCGAACCUCGACUUUCACGUCAAGUGUCUGAACCACUACGGGCCUUGGGCCCAGAGCGUGGGCCGUUUAAAACCCGGGGCUUCGCUCGAACCAAAAACCGAGAGCCCCGAGGUAGAUUGAGGCUCUGGAGAUCCGGGGGGCGGGGGGACAAGGAAGGGGAUGUCUGGGCGCAGACGACAACGAUGAAGAUUCGGAAAGAAGAGCUCGCGACGCCACGCGAGGGCUUUGAGUUUAUUUGAGACGUCCUGAACCUUGACUUUCCCCUUUCUGGCAAUAAAACAGGAAGUUGUGUUCAGAUGGUCAAACUCAAAAUGGACACCCCUUGCAAGGCAUCAGGUUUGCGUUAACCACACUCGGCACUUGUGGCAAAACUUGCAAACAAACAUGGCUCCUAUAAUACAGGGUGCUUCAAAAAAAUGUCAACACUUUUAUAGGACUAUCGUUUUUAGGGGCCGUCCAUAAAUGACGUCACGCACCUAGGGGGGGGGGUCAGACAUUUGUGACGAUGUGUGACGAGGGGGAGAGGGUUUGAGAAAUGUGACGUCACGUAAAAAUGCGCAACUUUAAAUAAAUA